Molecule: messenger RNA, 6960 nt
Organism: Zonotrichia albicollis (white-throated sparrow)
Lineage: Eukaryota; Metazoa; Chordata; Aves; Passeriformes; Passerellidae
Source: RefSeq, a predicted model, not a curated record
GCCUCCCAGCCAUGCUGUUUAUUCACAAGUAGGUGUGCAUGUCUCUGUACACAAGUUAUGUCAAUGCCAGGUCCACUCAACAGAAGUUAGAAGAAAGCUGGAAUGACUUCUCCCUGUAUGCUCUUGCUACUUCUGCCACCUUCAUUUACCUUUAAAUUCAAGUGGGCACCUUGUUCUUUUAAGGCAGUUUGUUUCCCAGCCAACAUUUUGGUUUUCAUGAUGGUGAAGAGGCAGCAAAGAUGCAGUGUUGCUUCCAGAUGUGUCCUCUGAGCUUAGUGUGAGUGUCUAUUCUUAGGCUUCCCAGCUGCAUGGGGAGGUGGGGGUUUGAGAGGAUUCCCAUCUGUAAUGGCCUGUGUCUCUCUGUGGCUUGCAGAAUGGUUCCUGCUGGUCCCUUCCCUAGUGUUAAAGCCAUGGCCUAGAGCUCAUGUUUCACACCAGUUGUCCUCAGUGGGGUGGUGCAGAAGACUUCACAGGAUGCUCCUGUAGCCUCCUCCCCAGUGAGAAAUCUGCUCCCUCUAGAGUGUGAGAUGCUGCAAGUGAAUGUCAGAAAUUUAAAUGUAAAUGUUUUCAGUCCUUUUUCUGCAUUUUUGAGAUCUUGCACUUCAAGAUUUCCUCUUGCAUCUGGUGAGGGAAUAUUGUUACUUUUUCAUAUAGAACUGUUGUUUUAUGGGGUUUUUUUACCCUCCAUUUCUUUCCUUCCUCUUUCCACAAAUGCUGCCAUUCAUGUGGGGCCCAUUUCGUUGUCUACAGGCAGGGUUGCAGGGUUCUUAGGGCACUUUUGUUCUGAAAAUUGAACUAAAUUUCCUGGAGCCUAUAGCAGUGGCCUGGUUUGUUGUGCUCUUGGCCAAAUCUGGGGUUAAGUGCUGACUUGAAAUGCAGCAACACUGCUGGGGGAAGGGGAAAAUGGAUCUCUUGGUUCUCCCAUUCUCAGCUACGUGUGUUUGGAUGGUUUAUGUUUAGGAGCACUGGAAUGACUCCCCGUCGGGCACCCAGGUUCUAAGUGUAGCAAGCCCCUGGAGAUCUUGACCUCCCCUUUAGGCACAAAUUUGUGCAGAUAAUCACUCCUGGUGAUUUUCUGUUUGUUCUCUUCCAGAGAAGGUGACUCGAACUGAGGCUUCAUAAUGGAACCGACGGACAACCAGAACAGCAACUAUAGCUGGAACAACAGCAGAGAAUUGUUCCGUGUUCUGGAGCAAGAGAGGCAGAAGAGGAAGGUAGCUCCAGAGAAGGCUCCCCUCUUUCCCAGUCCCUACAAGACCAAUAAAGAAGAUGAUCUGUCAAGGCGCAUUAAGAAAUUGCUGGGCGAGUGGGACCCCAAGGUGUCCCUGAGAUAUGAGUCCCCUCUGAAUCCCAUAUGGAUUCCAAGAAAGCCCAAACCCAGGUCCCGGGCCCCUAGUCGCAGGCCAGCCUCCAGUAAGACAAAUCCAUAUGAGGACAUAUGGAGAGAACCCUCACCAGAAUCACUGGGCAUCAGACUUUUCCCUGAGCAGAACUACAAUGACAGCAAUGAAGGUCUCUCAAAUCGGAGGUCAGAAGCCAAAGCUCCACAAUCCAAAAUUCUUCCUGAGCUUGUCAAGAAAAAGAAGCCCAUUGAUGUGUCAUCCACUGAAAAAACUUUGAAGGUCGUGGAAAAGACAACUUCUUCACUUGGUCCUCCAAGAGUUUUCCAGUCCCAGCACAAGAAGGUGGCACCAGCACAGCCCAGCAACUCGGAGCCAGGGAGCACCAGGGACUGCCACAACCCCUCAGUGUCUGCAUUUCCAAGAGCACCAGCACCUAAGCCCACUGUGGACACUGAUGUGCCGUUCAUUGAAGGAAUAUUGAAGGAAAUGAGCACCCCCAUGUCACCUCUCCUGCUAACCCUUCAGUCACCUGUGAGAACAGAGACUUACAAAUUUCCAUUGCAGGCAAAGACAAAGAAGCCUUCUGAUGUGCCAUUGACUGGAGAAAUUUUGAAGGAAAAGAGCAGCUCACUGCCAUCUCUCCUGUCACGUGUCCAGACGCCUACAAGAGCAGAGACUUCCCAACUUCCAGUGGCAACAAAGAAAUCCCACCCUGACGGAUCUGCAGCACAGAAGCAGAAGCAGGCUAGCACAGCUUCAGAAACAUUGCCAAGUUCUCAGCCAAGAACAUCAGUUUUCCAGUCCCAGCACAAGAAGGUGGCACCAGCACAGCCCAGCAACUCGGAGCCAGGGAGCACCAGGGACUGCCACAGCCCCUCAGUGUGGGACAUAGACCUCAGCUCCAGUGACAGUGAGGAGAGCCUUCCAAGGGUGCUGGACCUGCCAGCACGUCAGCCUGGGCCAUCAACUGCUAAAAAGUGGUGCCUUGACAACCUGGUGACCCAGACAAAGCAAGGAGCAGUGCCAAGAGAGGGUGUCAGGGAAAUUGCCCGUGGGAAUGGACAUGAGGAGGGUGUGAAGCAGAAGCAGGGCAUCAGCAGCAGUUCCUGCCAGCAGCACUCCAAGGCAAGGGAGCCUCCUCACAAGAGCUUUGGCCAAAAGGAUUUCCACAAGACCUGUGCCCAAGGGGCCAAGGACACUCACAAGAUCUCUGGCCCAAUGACCAAGCAUUUUCAGAAGACCUCUGGCCAAGUGGCUAAGGCUCCUCAGAAAUCUCAUGUUAUGAGCACACAGAGCUCUCUGAAGCCUCCUGUGCACACCAAGGAGCCAUUGCGGGUAUCAAAGAUUGUGGGUGUCAAAAGGCCCAGUGAGCCCCUGGUGGAUGACAAAUCCAGGAAAAUCCGGAAGCUGGAGAAUAAGCCUGGUCCUUUGGAGGUCAGAGACCACUCCUCCAAAGACAAGCUGAAAGUCCAAGAAGCAGAGAACCCAAAACCUGCUUUCAGAAGUGGCCUGAAGCUGGGAGUGCAAAAACACUUUGAGAAGAGGAAGCACCAGGACCCUGACAAGAGCUGUGCCCCCGUGCCCAAGGCUCCUGGCCAGAGUUGGGGCCAAGUGGCCAAGGCUCGACAUGAAUCUGAUGUUAGGUCCAAACCCAGCUUUCUGAAGCCUCCUGUGCGCACCAAGGAGGCCUUGCUCAGGAAUACUCUGGGUAUCAAAAGGCCUGGUAUGUCCUGGGUACACAAUGAGUCUAAGAGAGUCUGGGAGGCAGAGAGGAAGCCUGGUCUUUUGCAGGCCACAGACCAGUCUUGCAAGGACCAGCCCAAAGUCAAGAAAACAAUGAAGCCAAAAGCCACCAACAAAGAAGACCUGAAGCUGAUACUUCAGAAGCUCUCUGAGAAGAGAAAGGACAGGGGCUCUCACCAAGCCAACGCCAAAGGCUUUUUGGAGCCCAAGCUCCAGAGACAUGCUCAGGAAUGUGAUGCCCCCAUCCCCAGUGGCCACAGGCCCAAGGAUUUGCACAAGAAGAAAGUGCCCUGGCCUCCUGGGGACAAGAGGUUCUCGCCUGCAAGGGAGGCAGGCUUGAAGAGGAAAGCCAUGAUGAGUCCUGAGGAGUUCCCUGGAAAGAAGAAGAGGGAAGACAAGGGAGACACUCCCAGGAAGAAAAAGGAAUAAGACAAAAUAAUUUCAGCUUUCAGCAAACAAAGGCUCCAAUAAACUGAAAGCAUCAGAAGAUUCAUUCCAAACUGAGAGGAAAAAGGCACUGCUGCCACCACUGCCGGCCAUGACUUAUGCACAACGUGCACCAAAUGAGUUUGACCCAAAUGAGACAAUGACACAAAAGAGACCCAGAACUGAGACGGACGACCUAGACCUGCCUGACGUGGAUAACUCUGCCAGAAACGAGGAUCCUUUGUUUGCCAGCACAGGAAAGUGGAGGAAGACCACAAGGAGGAAUCCCAGGGCAUCAACAUCGGUAUGCAGGAGAGCUGGUGGGAGUAUUCCUGCAACCCUCACAUGCUGUGUGGUUCACUUCAGAAACAUCCUCUCAGAUGAGUGACCAUCUCUGACUGUAGGCAACUGCAGAUAAAAUGAGUGUAUUUAUAAAAAGGAGCAUGUUUAUAAAAAGAAAUUGUGGUUUACUUAAAAAUAACCUGUGGGUGUGACCGCAACCUGGGCCUAAAGUUUUAUAUCAUGCGGACAAAAUUGUUGCAUUUAUGGGUUAAAAAAUUAGAUUUUACUGGCUCUUUAUACAAAUUUGGCUGUUUACUGAUGGCUCAGGCUAUAGGGUCUAGGAUGUUUGGGCAGGGGAGCAAGGGCUGAGUGUCAGGCUGCACACUAUUAUGAGUGUUAGGCCACACCAUGUGCAGUGUAUUAGCUGCCUUCUAAUUACUUGCUUUUUCCCAAUAAUUUUCCUGCUUCCAGCGCUCACUGUGCUCCCAGCCAUUGAGCAAGGAAACAUGCUGUUGAAUUUCUCCGUGCUUGGGAAAAGUUUAUUGGUACAAAGCACUGUGAGCUGCCAGGGAUCAGCAGGGGAUGAGAAGAAUCUUCUUCCAGUGAUUUCUCUGCCACAUGAAGACAAGACAAGAAGACCUGAAGUUAGAACAAGUUUUCUGCUGAACAAAGCCAAGUGAUAUGACCAAGAGCUGGCCUGACCUCAUACACGGAAUGAGACAGAAUUUACAGUGACCCAGACUGGAACCAAGUGCCUUGAUUGGUCUCCAGGAUGUAAAUAGUUCCAAGUUCUCCGUUCCAUUGAAAGCUUACAAAGAGUUUUGUUUUGGUUUUAUUUAUUGUUCAAUGCAAAGCACCUGCAUUGUUUUGUUUUAAAUACAGUUGUAAGUUCUUUUGGUUACUUUUGGAAAGCGUGUGGUUUUUGAAGGUAAUGCUUUUCUAGCUUGCAAAAGAAGGGAUGAGAUGUGAUACUUGCCUAUGAAAUGACCUAGUGCAAUGAAUUGUUGGAAUGGGCCCAUGUCGUGGUGCUCUAUAAAUGUCUCUAUUAUGAAUAACUAACAGGACCAUUGUCACACCUAUUGCUGCCAAGGAAAUCUGCACUCAGACUGUGUUACUAAGGGUCUUGCUCAGUUUCAGCCUCGUCAGACCCAAGUUUGGGUGGCACAAUGACACCUGAAGUGUGGCUGGAAACAGCUCUGUCUGUCCCCUGUGCUGGAGGGAUACGACUGAGGGGGGGGAUUCCUCCCUGGGCUGCUUUUUGGCAUUUGGGUUGGUGGAGAUACAAAACUGCAACGGGUCCUUGGGAUUGCUUGGACAUUGUUGGGAGUCUGAGAGGCUCCAGGGAAAGGAAUCUCUUCUGACAGAGGAGGAAAGAAAUGGCUGAAUGGGGAACAUAAAAGUCAUAUUUUUAUUUGGAUAUUUGCCUGCAAGCACUGGUGGUCUCAGUGAGUGUCCAAGAGCAGAAUUUGGUACCAAAGUAGGGUGUCCUUCCUGUGGGAGAGGACUCAGCCACACCCUUGGAUAGGCCCAGUGCCUUAGAAACCUGCCAAGGGAAUCCAAAAGGGAAAAAUGAGCUGUUUGCAAGCACUUCUCCCUUGCCAUGCUAACAGUGGAGGCAACAUCCACAGCACCAGUGUGUUCAGUUCACACCCUUCUCUACCCAAAGAUUUCCUGGGAAUUAUUCUUGCAGUAUGGCUCAAGGAGCUAUUUUGUCAGAGAAAUCACACUUCUGUGAAAAAAAAAGAAAAGCCCAAAACCCUUUCAGUUGACUUUGAUGGGCUUUGGAUCAAUGUUAUUUAUCCAAGAUAUUUAGAAUCAAGUUCAAAAACUGUUAAACAAGAAAUUUUACUUGCAUAAGUAGUUUCAUUGUGCCUCAAACACAGAUGAGGAUGUUCCUUUUUACAGUCAUAUUCCCCCAUCUACCUGCUCAAGUCACAGUAUCGCAACAUGAAUGCAAAUUACUGGUAAUGGUCAUAAGACAGUCAAUAAAACACAGAUGCUUGAUAUCAGUGAGAGAUUCUGGAAUCUUGAUUUAUCACCUGCUAGUCCAGUGUGUUGACACUCUUGUCUACCCAAAGAUUUCCUGGUGUGUGACAGCAGCAUCCUGCCAUCCUCACACCCAGUGGUGUGUCUGCCUUAGCCCUCUGCUGCUGUCACAUGCCUUCCCCAUCUCUGACACACCUGUGCCAAUGUGGAGGGAAGGAUUGUAUCCCCAAAUAAUUGUGAUUACAAGAAAGAAUUAUCUCCACGUCAUUUUAUGAUGUAGGAACAGGUCAGCACAGAUUUAGCAGUACCCCCUUUGUAAAAUGCCUGUUUGUGGGUUUGAGGCUCAAGAAAAUGAACAAUAAAUACCAGCAAAAUGCCCACCUUUCCAAAAGGGGUUUCUGCAGAAAUGCUCCUGCCUGGAGUCAUUCUGCCUUCUGGCCCUGCAGGACCACCGGGAUUAAGGCUGGAUCUUUCUGCAUCUUCAAGGGAUUGGCCUUUUAUGUUCACUCUAUUAAAAUUCUUAUCACUUCAGGGAUAAACUGCUCUAAUGGGAGGAAGGCAGGUCCAUAUUCCUCCUCCCCAUUUUACCUAUCAAACCUUAUUUACUCCUCGUCCCUGGAGUUGUCCCUGCCCAUAGCAGGGGGGUUGGAAUGAAACCAUCUUUAAUGUCCCUUUCAACCCAUGCCAUUCUAUGAUUCUAUGAAAUAACAGAAAAUUUUAAAAAAUCCAUUGUAUUUCAACCUUGAGCCAGGUCAGGGCCUGCAAUAGGUUAGGAAAGAUGCUCAUUGUUUUCACUUGGGGCUACUCUAGGACAUGAACAAGAUGACUGUUUGUUCUGGUUUGAAAGCAAAACCAGUAAGAGACUCCAAGUCAGAAACACAAUUUAUUAUAAAAAGGGAAAAAAACCCAAAAUACAUGUAAUAAUGCAAAAGAAAAACCACUGACACAGGCAGAAUACAACCUGACACCCUGCUAGUCAGGGUGGUGGUAGCAGGCCAGAUGAAGUGGUGAUCCCAUAGAAAAGAUCUGGUAGCUCAUGUCCUCUGGAAACCAGUGGGUGUUUGUUCUUUCCUCUGCAUGGGCACAGCCGACAAAAUUACAAACACUUCUCUUUUUAAUUUAAUUAGAAUAAAAAGGGUGAAAUGUAGCCAUGAUAUUUUCUGAAAAAUCCUCUCCUUAG